Messenger RNA from Aspergillus mulundensis, 1080 nucleotides. RefSeq lists its product as uncharacterized. The transcript is spliced from 2 exons. The record is from RefSeq and is a predicted model, not a curated record. The coding region runs from base 1 to 1080 and encodes 359 amino acids. NCBI's taxonomy places the organism in Eukaryota, Fungi, Ascomycota, Eurotiomycetes, Eurotiales, Aspergillaceae.
AUGGAUCCCAUCCCUGCGCAAGACGACCUCCCAAGCCCAGUCACAAUUAUCAGCAAAGCUCUAUUGACGGCCAACCAAGGAGCAUCAAGCUCCAAAGAUAUCUCAAGCCCCAUCACAGUAGUCCAUAGGGCUCUGUCGCCGGACGAUGAAGGAUUCCCAAGCUACAAAGGCACCGGUAUCUCGAACCGCCUCAUCCGACUUGCGCGCCUUCCAACACUCCAUGGAAACUCCACAGAACCGUUCUCCCUCGAUGCGAAGAGGGUAGAGCAGUGCCUAAACAAGCUAGAAUCCCUGCUUGACCCACAGUUCAGCCUCUCGCAGUCAGAACUCGCAGAGCCAGACCUCACGCCGACAGACACCCUACCUCAUCGGUCACAAAAUCGACCUAGCCAAGGUCCGGAGUCUGAUCCUGGCGCUGACACCAGUCCGGGACAUAUUCCUAUCGCGCCGAAGAAGUCUGAAUCUUUGAGGAGCGCAGCACCAGCUUCAAGCUCCAAGGCUCAUCACCAAUCGCGUUCUUUAGAAGAGCUUUCGACACCGCUGGCCCGGACGCUGUUCGAGAUACCAAAAGUCUACAAGCAGGUGAACAUGUUUGGCAACGAGGUGAGGAAGUUGGGCGAUGCAUUCUUGAAGCGCCGCGAGGAGACGCUCUAUAUCUAUUCGCUGCAUGACAGAGAACGCAAACGAAUGCGAGGAAGAAUUGCCGAACUAGAGGCCGAGAUUGAAAAACUCCAAGCGGAUAUGCAGCAGGAUAUGGCCGCGCGGGAGGCGCUUCAAGGAACCGUUCAUGGAUUUGAAAUUUGGAUCGACGGGUGUCGAGAUGAGUAUCGGUUGACACACAAGAAACCAAAAGAGAACCUCCGGCAAGGCGGAGGAGGAUGGUGGUCUAAAAAGAAAGUUGACAAGCCGGAUGGUUUCGACGCCGAUGCGCUAUUCGACGGUAUCACGGCGUGGUUGCGAGGCUGGGCCGAUGUCGAAGAAGAAUUCCGCGAUCAAGAUAGAGCUCGCAGGCUUAGAAGGAAUGGGAAAAACAGGCAGGAAGAUGAAACUAUAGAUAGAGGGUCUUCGGCUAUCGACUAA